This is a messenger RNA of Nerophis lumbriciformis (worm pipefish), 270 nucleotides long. The record is from RefSeq and is a predicted model, not a curated record. Lineage: Eukaryota; Metazoa; Chordata; Actinopteri; Syngnathiformes; Syngnathidae.
AUGCAAUAUACGACGUUUGUCAAAUUAGAUUCAGUUGAAUCGCUUUUGGACGAGCACCCCUAUAUGUUUUAUCUGGGCCUAUUCUUUGUGAACGUCCUCAUCCUCUACUAUGCCUUUCUGAUGGAGUAUAUAGUCUUGAAUGUGGGGAUAGUAUUCUUGCCUGACGAUAUGGACCGGGCUCUAGUUGAUCUCGGGGUGCUGUCUGACCCAGUGUCCAUCACCUACGACUCCGACACAGACACGGAUGUGUUAGAAGGCUAUCUGGAGUGA